Lotus japonicus is the source of this 1137-nucleotide messenger RNA. RefSeq names its product phosphoinositide phospholipase C 6-like. Gene Ontology annotation, molecular function: phosphatidylinositol-4,5-bisphosphate phospholipase C activity. The record is from RefSeq and is a predicted model, not a curated record. The coding region runs from base 1 to 567 and encodes 188 amino acids. NCBI's taxonomy places the organism in Eukaryota, Viridiplantae, Streptophyta, Magnoliopsida, Fabales, Fabaceae. The transcript is spliced from 5 exons. Gene Ontology annotation, biological process: phosphatidylinositol-mediated signaling; lipid metabolic process.
AUGUCAUUCCAGGAAUAUCAUGAUAUGAACGCUCCCAUGUCACAUUAUUUCAUGUACACAGGACACAAUUCCUACCUAACUGGGAAUCAACUAACCAGCGAGAGCAGUGAUGAGCCAAUUAUUGAAGCUUUGCACCAAGGUGUACGAGUAAUUGAACUAGAUUUAUGGACAUCUUCAUCUCAAGAUGGUAUUAAAGUUGUUGGUGGAAGGACACUUACCACUCCAGUCUCCCUAACCAAAUGUUUGGAGUCCAUUAAGGAAUAUGCAUUUGUCAAAUCAGAUUUUCCAGUGAUUCUAACUCUGGAAGACCAUCUAACAUCAAAACUUCAGGCUAAAUUUACACAAAUGGCAACUCAAAUAUUUGAAGAAAUGCUUUAUUAUCCUCAGAUAGAUUAUUUGACUGAAUUCCCCUCUCCUGAAUCAUUGAAAAAUAGGAUAAUUAUAUCAACCAAAACACCAAAGGAAUAUUUACAAUCUGAGAUAUCAAAUGGAAGUGAAUCUUCAGAUGAAGAACCAAGUGAACAAGAAUUGUCAGAUUCUAUGGCUAAACUAAAAAAAUGUAAGUGAUGAAGAUAAGGAAGAUACGAAUGCAUGUGAUAACAAAGCAAAUGAGAAAGGUGCACCUGAAUACAAACACCUAAUUACAAUCCAUUGUGGGUAUUCAAAAGGGCCUAUGAAGGAUCGACUGAAAGUUGAAGAUAAAGUGAAAAGGCUGAGUUUAAGUGAGAAGAAACUCAAAAGUGCUUUUGAAUCUCUUGGAGCAGACCUCUUUAGGUUCACACAAAAGAAUAUCCUCAGAGUUUAUCCUAAAGGAGAACGUGUCAAAUCGUCAAAUUUUAAACCACAUUUAGGGUGGAUGUAUGGAGCUCAGAUGGUGGCAUUCAAUAUGCUGGUUAGAAAGUUAAGACCAAUCCACGAAAAAUAAGUUUCAUCUUUCAGUUUUUCUUUAAUGUAUUGUGGUGCAAUCUUGUAUUCAUCAUAAGAUAUUGUUGAGUCAUACUUAUAUACAUGUGAAAGUAGGAAUAAAAACCUUUUAGGCUUUCUUUUUUUUGAUAAAUAAUGUGUUUGAUUCUGCGGUAGGACGCCUCAUAAUCCCUUUGGGGAAGAAGCUAUCAAGUGUAGCUUCUGGAUUUUGGA